Molecule: messenger RNA, 1863 nt
Organism: Acanthosepion pharaonis
Lineage: Eukaryota; Metazoa; Mollusca; Cephalopoda; Sepiida; Sepiidae
Source: the annotation of a GenBank genome assembly
AUGAUGGCUGAAAUAACAAUACUGCUCCUGCAACACACGCAGUUCGGUACCAGCAAAAGAGGAAGAAUUCAGAAUGUGAGAGUUGAUUCAUUCAGUCUCUUCCUUUUUUCCUUCCUAUCUAUCUAUCUAUCUAUCUAUCUAUCUAUCUAUCUAUCUAUCUAUCACAUGUUCAUUAUGUAUCUAUCUAUCUAUCUUUCUAUCACGACCUUUUCAAUAUCUAUCACGAACUUUUCAAUAUCUAUCUAUCUAUCUAUCACGACCUUUUCAAUAUCUAUCUAUCUAUCUAUCUAUCACGACCUUUUCAAUAUCUAUCUAUCUAUCUAUCUAUCUAUCUAUCUAUCUAUCUAUCUAUCUAUCUAUCUAUCUCUCAAGACCUGUUCAUUAUCUAUCUGUCCAUCUAUCUGUUUCGGUACCAGCAAAAGAGAAAGAAUUCAGAAUAAGAGAGUUGUUUCAUUCAGUCUAUUCCUUCUAUCUAUCUAUCUAUCUAUCUAUCUAUCUAUCUAUCUAUCUAUAACCAGUGGCCGUGACCAUGCAGAGAAAGAAAUGAAAUCUCUUAUCCCUGUCCAUCUUUGUUUUUUGACUCCCUCACUUUUGAUUUUAAUCUCUUUUUUUCCCUCUUUUUUCUCUCUCUUGGACUCUUUUACUCUUAAUUUUCUUUUCUUCGUUUACUCUUUGAUCUCCUUCACCCUUUACACUUUUAAUCUGUCUGUCUUUUUUUUACUCUUUCUCUCAUAUUGUCUACCUAUUACUACAUUGCUUUUACCCCCCCUCUCUCUGUCUUUUAUACUCUCACGUUUACGCGUGUACUAUGGUUGUUUUACUCUUUAUCGACCCUUUUCUCUUUCGGUCUCUCUGGACAUGCAGCUUUCCAUCCACUCUCAAUCCUCAUCAUUGGCGCUUUCUCACUUCUUUUUAUCUAUUGAUCGUAAUUGUUCUUGCGUAGCUGUCUCUCUAUGUUCGCAUCUCUCGGUGUAUCGAAAUAUCUAUUUCAGUUCGUUUGUCCUUUUUUAUUCUUUCUUUUGGCUAUCUAUCCAUAUCGCUCUAUCGACCAGCGCUCGUUUCUUAUUCGAUAUUUCGUGCCGAGAAAACAUUUUAUUUUUUCUUUCGAUUCUUUCCUUUUUUCUUUACUAUUUUCCCUUUCCUUUUUUGUUUACUAUUUUCUUUCUUUUUCUCUUUCGUUUUUCUUCACUAUUUUUAUUUUACUUUUCUCUUUCCUUUUUCUUUACUAUCUAUCUUUCCUUUUUUUCCCUUUUUUCUUUACUAUUUUUCUUUCUUUUUCUCUUUCUUUUUUCUUUAUUAUUUUCUUACCUUUUCUCUUUCCUUUUUUCUUUAUUAAUUUUCUUUUUUUCUUUUUCCUUUUACUUUAAUAUUUUCCUUUCUUUUUCUAUUUCCUUUUUUCUUUACUAUUUUUAUUUACUUUUCUCUUUCUUUUUCUUUAAUAUUUUCUUUCCUUUUUUCUUUCCUUUUCCUUUACUAUUUUUCUUUUCUUUUCUCUUUCCUUUUAUCUUUACUAUUUUUCUUUCGUUUUCUCUUUUCCUUUUUUAUUUCCUUUUUUUUCUUUUCUUUAUUUUAAUACUUUGCUAUAUCUCUCUGUCUCUCAAAAUUUAUAGCAGUCUUUAUCUGAAUUACAUUUUCUCCGACUGUAGUUUUCCCCUAACCGCCAUUUUUCUUCUGUCUUCACUUUGUUUCACUGAUCGUCUUUAUUUUUUUUCUUUCAUUUUUCCGACGUAUCUCUGCAGUUGCUUCCCUUCCUUUCUUUCUUGCUCCCGUUAUGUAGUUUCUUUCUUUCUUUUUUUCUUUCUUUCUUUCUUUCUUUCUUUUCAUUUCCUUUCAAUCCAAAGGGUCUGGAAGGCCAUUCUUUGA